GGCUCGAUGGCGAUGUAAUAUAGAAAGAAUGGGGAGUUAGGGCUUCGGUUUCCUCUGUAGCCAGUUUCAAUUCCAAAUCAUUUGCCGACAUGCGGACUCACUUCUCUUUUAUGGGAUGACUUUUAUUAUCCAAGUUGUCUAUUUACGUGGGUGAAUCAAGUACAACAAGUCAGGUCAGAGCUUGUGGUAGAAGAUUGGGCUCUGCUAUGCAGAUCCACUCAACUAGGAAAGAAGUACACAUUGCUGACUGACUGUUUGAACGAUCCUAGUUACUAGUAGCUAAUCAAGUCAGAGUAGGGUGGCCGAGAAGCUUCUUGCCGGUGCCCCCAAAAGCAAAGCACAGACUCUACUCACCCACGCGUUUUCCACCUACGGAGGGAGAAAUCAUCGAAAUAUCCUCAUCCCCUGAAAGGGAACCCGAAAACAGGACGAGAGUGGAUAGGGUGACUAAGGAGGCCGUAAAAAUUAGUAGUGCAUUUUUGAAAGAUAAGAUUACAAAAAGGCGAGAGCAGCAUAAUUGUUAGUUAGGGGUAAGAGGGGACGGGCCCGUAUAGAAAGUCAAUCCUUCUUUUUCCGAUAUGCCGCUCCGCAAGCAAGGAGUGCCACGCACGAGCGGAGCGAAAACUAAGCAAGGGGAAUUCCGUCAUUCCAUGGAAAGCAUGCGAAAUCCUUUGAUUGUUUAUAGAAUCAAAAUAACUAUAUAGUCUUUCUUGUUCCACUUGCAAGGCAAGGAAAAUAAAAUGUCAGUUUCGUUAUUACAACCUUAUUUUUUUAUGUCAAAGACAAAAAGCUACGCGCAAAUUCUCAUUGGAUCUCGGUUGUUCUUAACAGUGAUGGCUAUUCAUUUAAGUCUUCGGGUAGCACCACCAGAUCUUCAACAAGGUGGAAAUUCUCGUAUUUCGUAUGUACAUGUUCCUGCGGCUCGGAUGAGUAUAGUUAUUUAUAUCGCGACAGCUAUAAACUGUUCCUUGUUCCCAUUAACAAAACAUCCCCUUUUUCUUCGCUCUUCCGGAACCGGUACAGAAAUUGGUGCUUUUUCUACUUUGUUUACGUUAGUGACUGGGGGGUUUCGGGGAAGGCCUAUGUGGGGUACCUUUCGGGUGUGGGAUGCUCGUUUAACUUCUGUAUUCAUCUUGUUCCUUAUUUACCUGGGUGCACUGCGUUUUCAAAAGCUUCCUGUAGAACCGGCUCCUAUUUCAAUCCGUGCUGGACCGAUCGAUAUACCAAUAAUAAAGUCUCCAGUCAACUGGUGGAAUACAUCGCAUCAACCUGGGAGCAUUAGCCGAUCUGGUACAUCAAUACAUGUUCCUAUGCCCAUUCCAAUCUUGUCUAACUUUGCUAACUUCCCCUUCUCUACCCGUAUCUUGUUCGUUCUGGAAACACGUCUUCCUAUUCCAUCUUUUCCCGAAUCUCCCUUAACGGAAGAAAUAGAAGCUCGAGAAGGAGUACCACUAAAAACCUAGUUCGCUCUCAAAUAAAAACCUAGUUCACUCGCUAAAGCAUCCAUGGCUGAAUGGUGAAAGCGCCCACCAACCUAGAAAGGCAAAAUGGGUCAAAAAGUAGGUUCGAUUCCUGCCGGAUGCACUGCCUCUUAAAGACAGAAACAGAGGAGGGAAAGAAGGUAGUAUAGGGAACUUGCUUUUGGAUUCUUAUCGAAAGUGAAUCCCUCUAACACUUCUGUUAGUGUUUUAUGAGAAAAUCUUUUAUAG
Messenger RNA from Triticum aestivum (bread wheat), 1709 nucleotides. RefSeq names its product putative cytochrome c biosynthesis ccmC-like mitochondrial protein. NCBI's taxonomy places the organism in Eukaryota, Viridiplantae, Streptophyta, Magnoliopsida, Poales, Poaceae. The coding region runs from base 741 to 1463 and encodes 240 amino acids. The transcript has a single exon. Gene Ontology annotation, molecular function: heme binding; heme transmembrane transporter activity. Gene Ontology annotation, biological process: cytochrome complex assembly; heme transport. The record is from RefSeq and is a predicted model, not a curated record. Gene Ontology annotation, cellular component: plasma membrane.